Molecule: messenger RNA, 4079 nt
Organism: Rosa rugosa (rugosa rose)
Lineage: Eukaryota; Viridiplantae; Streptophyta; Magnoliopsida; Rosales; Rosaceae
Product: probable carbohydrate esterase At4g34215
Exons: 2
Coding region: 2582-3475 (297 amino acids)
Source: RefSeq, a predicted model, not a curated record
UAUCAACCCAUUACAACUUCUUUUUCUCUCAAUCUCCUCCACAAAACCCUCAUAUUCACCUCCCAAAAUCCAAACUCGUACUAUCCAUACUACUCUAUCUCCUCCAUCACCACCAUCAUUUCUUAUCCUCUACCUCCAUUAACACCACCACUACUACAUCAUUUCUCCACUCUCUUUUCUAUUAUCAUUUUCUCCAUCUACUCCACUUAUUCACACAAUACAUAAUACAAGCUUCACUAUCUUUAAUCAUCAAAUCUUCAAGACCAAGAAUGAGAAGGAAUUACCACCACCACCAUCACCACUAAGACGUGAACUUGGGGACCAUCUGACACAACACUAAGCCAACUCUAUCCCUUUUACUGUAGAUUAUAUUUUGGGUGUUUAAUUUGAUUAUGAAGUUAGUAUAUGUAAUUAUGAGUGAGUAGUACUUUGUUGGGACUAGGGUUGAAAGUCUUAGCCAAACUUGUAUGAAUUGUUGUUUUAAUUUAUAUAUGAUGAUAUUUGUGAUUUUCAUCUUCAUAUGCUAAUUCAAGAAGUGAAUGUAUUCAUUCAAACUUAACUACUUUGAAUGUGUUGUGUUUGUCAUCUCAUGAAAAAAUAUUUAGGGAGUAGUUAACCUUAAGUAUUGAUAGCAUGAUAGCAUCCUCUAUGUGUAUGUGAAUGUUGUGAGUUAAAAUCAAAGCUUUAUGCAUCUAGGAACAAUUAAUUGAGACUUAACCGGUAAUAUGAUUUGUUCUUAGGUAGUUAAUUUUAGACUUAUCAGGUUGGAAUUGAUAAUAUUAAAGGAGUUUAAGCCUUUCUAGUUCUUAUCCGGAUGCAAAGAGGGUAAUUGGGAAAUUAGAAUAACAUCACUUGUAUUUGAACUUCAAUACUUGCAAGGGAGGUUAGUGGUAGACAAUCCAACCCCUAACUUCAUCCAUUAUAUUACUAGUUUAGUUUAGUUUAUAGUUGAGUAUUUAUUUUAAUUUGGUUCACCACUCUAUUCAACAAAUAAUUUCACUACCACCACAAUGCACAUACUCUCUAUCUGCCUAGAUUUUCUUGUGAAUUUAGGUUUGUGAUUGUACAUUUGCAUAUUCUAGCUCUCCUUUGGUUAACACCAUAGCUAGUGAAAGGAAUCCAAUCCUCGUGGGUUCGACAAUUUUUCUUAAAUCCCUAUACUAUUACUUGUACCUCUUAUACUUGAGGGUGACUAUUUGGCUAACAUUCAAUGCAACCACGGAAGAGUAAAACUGAUUGCGUCUUAAUUCUCCACCCCAAUCUUCCAACAAAGGAUGAACCAUGGCUGGUACCUGAAUCGUAUUGGCGCUGUGAGACACUGCAUCAGUAUAAAUAAGAGUUGCAUCUCCUCUAACGAGAUAGAUGGAAAUAAGAAUAGAUAAAUUCCAGAAGCCACAAAGAAGCCGCUGCUAACAUGUACGCGGAAACCUUUACUAGUAUGAUGACUAGCAUUGCCUCCUUGAUCCAUGACUCCAUAAGAAGACAGCCCUGGUAGAGGUUUUUGGGAGAUAGAGAGAAAGUGAGUAGUUAGCGUUAAAAAGUUGCAAACCAAGUGAUAAUUUUAUUAAUGUUAAGAUAAAUGUUGAUGGAUCUUUUUUCCCCAGUGUUAGUUCUGGGGGUGUUCUUUGAGGGGGGGUGUUUUAGGUAAUGGUCAAGGUGCUUUUUUGGCUGUUUUCUCUAUCAGAAAAUCCUAUGUGACUUCACCUCUUCAUGUUGAAUUGUUAGGUACAAAACAAGGGCUGCUCUUGCUUAUGGAGUUGGGGUCGAACAAUGCAAUAUUGGAGAAUGAUUGUUUGGCUGCGGUUAAUGCUAUUUUAAAUCUCCAUCUUAAAAUCUAUCGAGAUUGAGUGAUCUGGUAGCAGACAUCAAAGAUAUGUUGUAAGCUUGUUAUUUAUUUUCUUUAGUUCAUGUCAAUAGGCAAGCUAAUAAGGUAGCUCAUAGGCUAGCAAACCUCAAUUUUGAUUCUGAUAUUCAAACUGAAUGGUUCAAUAUCAUGCUCCAGAUUGCUUAUCGGAUGCCCUUUUAGAUGAUCUUAAUCGUGUUUAUGAAUAAAAUCUUUUGUUUCGUCCAAAAAAAAAAGAAAAAAAAAAAACAAGAAAUUUAUCAUAUAUGAGAGAUAAAAUAUGAAAUAACCACAAAUAUAAUUUUUUUUUUGUUUGAAAGGACCACAAAUAUAUAUAUUUUUAACUUCAAGAUUAGUUAGUGAAUCUUGUUGUAAUGUUGUUUUAGUUUGGACUAUUGUAUGGAUUUAUAGUCUUAAUAAAUUAAACUGGAAUCUGUAAAUCAACCGUGUAGUGAACACAAAGCUAGUCAAGAAAUAUUCGGUUGAGGGAGUUAUAUCAGGUAUUAAUCGGGGCUAGCCAUUAUUUGAGAAUUGACUAGACGAGUCAUUUUAUAAGUUUAGUUUAUGCUUUCCAACCACUGAAGCAAUUAAUAGGAAACCCAGUUCUUUCUCUCUUUAAUUAAUUGCCAGUUAAUCAAGCUAGCUAGCAAGGCGAGGUUCAAAUAGUGCAGUUGGAGGAAACUAGGACCCUCCCUCACUUUGCAUCAUUGUGCCCCACACCCACUCUCCUUCCAGCACAUGAUGAUGCUUUUCCUGUUGUUCUUGUCUCUUGCGUCUCACGCCUCCUCAUCAAAAGAGCAACACAUCAAAAGCAUUUUCAUCCUGGCCGGACAGAGCAACAUGGCCGGCCGCGGAGGCGUUGUAAACGACACUCUCACCGGAAUCACCACCUGGGACGGCGUCGUUCCUCCAGAGUGCCUCCCCAACAAAUCCAUCUUCCGACUCAGCGCAAACCUCACGUGGGUUGAAGCCCGCGAGCCUCUCCACGCUGAUAUCGACGUGGAGAAGACGAAUGGGAUCGGACCCGGGCUGCCAUUCGCCAGUGCGAUCCUUGCCAAUCGUGCUAGUAGUAUUGGUGCGAUUGGUUUAGUCCCGUGCGCAAUCGGCGGGACUAACCUAAGCCAAUGGGAACGAGGGUCUUUCCUAUACAGACAGAUGAUUGGGAGAGCCAAGGCGGCUUUGUUAAAGGUGAAUGAUAAUGGCGCCUCAAUCAGGGGACUACUCUGGUAUCAAGGUGAGAGCGAUACGACUAGUAUAGAAGACGCCCGAUCUUACAAAGCCAGAUUGGAAACCUUCUUUGGAGACCUCCGGUUGGAUCUGCAAUUUCCUAUGCUUCCAAUAAUCCAGGUUGCAAUUGCAUCUGGGUCAGGACCAUACAUAGAGACCAUUAGAGAAGCUCAGAUGGGAAUUGACCUACUAAACGUGCGAACCGUUGAUGCCAAGGGUCUAACAUUAGAACCUGAUAGGUUGCACCUCACUACCCCGAGUCAGGUUCGACUAGGGGAAAUGUUGGCUAACGCAUAUUUUCAGUUAAUUCCCAGCACGAUAAGCAAUAAUGCUCGGAGAAAUGGACAUCCUUGUUUGAUCAUCCAUUUUGUUAUUGGCUUGUUAUGGAAAAUUUUGACUACAUAACUUCAUUAAUCUAAUUUAUCAAAUUAGUUCAAACUUCAUUGAGUCAUUAAUUAAUAUGCUCAAGUCAUUAAUUUUUGCUUUGGGUAGAUGCCAAGCCAAGCUAGCAAUCUGUCCUAUGAUUGUGGGGCUCCAUAAUAUAUCAUAUCCAUGUAGGUGAAGAAUGUAGGACGUGGAAUAACUACUCAACAGUUAAUCAUCGAGCCUUUUCUUCUGGGUUUAGACAAGCCCAGUGCCCCAAUCAAUAAACAUUAUCUCAGUCCUCUUGGAAUCUACCAAGUACCUACCGGUUGUUGGAUAAAAACUGGAAAGAAUUACGUAUGGCUGGGGGAGUUUGUUGAGCUAAAUAGUUUCAUCAUAUUGGGGAAAGAGUAAAUUGUGGAGGAAAUUGAUGGGGAGAUAGGACAAUACUUUUGUUUGCUAUAUUAGCCCUCUCCUCCUGGUUGAUAAUCAGAAUCUCACUAACCCAACCAAACCCUUUCAUCCAUAUAUAAGCCCAUCAAUCAUGGUAAGAUAAUUGCAAUUCGUUCAUAUUUCUAUGCAAUUUGCUAGCCAAGUCUUAAACAGUUGGUCUUUUUUGACCUAACGGAUAAUUUAUAAACAUGAA